Messenger RNA from Talaromyces amestolkiae, 687 nucleotides. RefSeq lists its product as uncharacterized. NCBI's taxonomy places the organism in Eukaryota, Fungi, Ascomycota, Eurotiomycetes, Eurotiales, Trichocomaceae. Bases 1 to 687 code for a protein of 228 amino acids. The transcript has a single exon. The record is from RefSeq and is a predicted model, not a curated record.
AUGGUGGUCCAUUACCUCUACCAUCUAGACUACUCUCCCAAUCUAGGUGUUGGACAAGAAUAUACCAAUGGCUACACGACUGGUGCACAUGAGCGUGAUGGCCAAUUAGAAAUGGAUGCGCAUCACGAAGCAGCAUCAGAAGAUGCUGUGAUCGAAGAAUCUAGUUCCGCCCAAGGCCUCGAUGAGUCUGCCCCCAUAAAAACUAUCUCUAAGAACGCGAAGAAAAACAAGAAAAAGCACAAGAGACUGUCUUCUGCCUCAGCUCUGACGGCCACAACGCAGGCAAAUGGCGCAUCAGUCACGGAGACUGGUUUGAGCAACGGGGCACACUGCGCCAAGGAAUACGUUCUACCAAUUGAAGCCCCAUCGCCGAGUAGUCUUGUGGUUCAUGCCAAGGUUUAUGCUCUGUCUAAGAAGUACAACAUCAAUGAACUGAAAGCACUUGCUCUCGAGAAAUUCAGAGUCGAGGCUGACCAAGAUUGGGACACUGGUGAUUUCCUGCUCGCUGCAAAAGAGGUCUACACUUCGACUUCAGCAGCCGAUCAGGAUAUACGAGAUGCGGUAACGACUAUUGUCUACGAGCAUCCUGAAAUCCUAGAUAGGGAUGAGACCCAAGAACUCAUCAAAGGCCUGGAUUUGGGGUUUGAUGUGUUGAAGCGAGUGCGUGCUAAGGGUGGCUUCCAUUAA